AUGGACCCUCCGUUAUCAAAGAGAACGAACUCCAAGAGAUGGCCGUGCUCCUGGGCAAGGGCUUCCGGGUCACCAUCCCGAUGCCGUUGGGGGGAUUAGUUUAACCUACAAUCCAAAUCCCCAGAAAUAUAUGGUCAUGCAGUACCACUCUGUGGAGAAUGGAUUUAGGUUGCCCCUCCACGGCCUGCUCCGCGACCUCUGCCUCCAUUUUGGAUUUGCUCCGGGUCAAUUGACUGCCAACGCGCACAAUCUAUACCCCCACAAUCAUUUUCCCAUUUUUGAGAAGGUCGAGCUCAAGAUCGACAAAUGGGCGCUUAAAUACUUCGUCAUUGAAUUCCCGGCUCACAGCCCCAUCGACCUGCCGGGUGUUGUCCUCCGCCGUUCUAUUUCCCGGACGAAAUUCGCCCCAACAAACCUGGUGGAAGGGGUGUAUAAUGCUUUGAGGGAGAAGGAGGGUCUAAUUUCCCACCACUCUCUCCAAGAAGCUAAUCUAUACAAGAAGGCAGGGUUUUACUGCCUCCUGGGUCCUGACCCGAUUCCUUUUGAGGAGGUGCCUUCCCCCGAGAGAUCGAAGACUCCUUCUGCUGCAGAGUCCAACCCGGCUGCAAGUUCUUCUGAAGAUCGGCCCCAAGGUGGUUCCAAUACCUUAGUUGUGCGCAAUCCGGAUGCUGAUCUGAAUGCUGUUCCUAUCUCUGCCAUCCCUGGGCUUAGGAGGCCCACUCUGUCCCAGAAACGGCCACGGGAAGGUCUCUCCGAUGAUGAUUUUCUUCCCAAGAAAAACAAAGGUGAUGGGACUUCCGUUUUGCCCAGCCCCCUGUCCAACUCUUCUGGUACUCAGAAUACCACUCCUGCUGCUACAUCCGGGGUCCUGAAGUUAUCCCACCCGGAUAGACUUGACUGUGAGGAAGAAGAGCCUAGAGACCAGUCUGCGCUCAGAAAACCCGCAACGCAGCCUCAGACUGAGGCGUCCGGUUCCUCGCCACCCGCCGCAACCACUCCCCCCGCAACGAACGAAGAGGGGAUGAAGCAGAAAGAAUCGGAGCCCUCUCCUGCAACAGAGAGGGAGAUCGAGGCACAGACUGAAACAGACGUCUCCCACCCGGAGGAGAAUGAAGCUGGAGAGCAGAGAAAUGCUGGAGCCUCCUCAGAGAUGGAGAGAGAGAUUGAGAAUCAACCGGAGCAGAAGGAACAGGGUUCUACGGCCACACUCCCAGCCCCCAAUAUCCCCAUCCGGCGUAAGUUCACACCGCAAACUUACUCUGCUUUUACCGAGGGUUGGGAAGGCCUUUCCCGCGGUUUGAGAUCCCUACAGGCCUCCCGUUGGAAUAUCCAGGCGAACCUGGAGAGGAUGAGGGACUCGGUGCAGGGGCCCACAACUCUCCAGACUCGCCCCGACCUGCUUGCUCUCAAUGCCCUGCACUUUAUGGAGCAGGCCCAGCAAUCACUCCUCACUUUGACUGAGGAGUACCUGGGUGGAGCUUCAGGGAACUUCCGGGCUGCAAUGCUCCUGAGGGAGAGGGAUCUAGCUGCCAGGGCCUUGCAACAGAAAUUCAACUCCCUGGAACAGCAAGUCCGGAUCCUGCUAGAAGAGAAUUCUCGGCUCAAGCUAGAUGGCUCCACGGAGCUUGCAGCUGAGAGAUCCAAGGUCCAGUCCAUGCAAGAUCAGAUUGCUAAUUACCACAAGGAGACCCAAGAUCUGGAAGUGCAGUUUGGUAGGUUCUGGGCACAAAUCUCCCUCCUGGAAUCAAGGGUCUCGGCUUCAGAAGACCAGGUAGGAAGUUUGAAAGCUGAGCUGGUUGAGAGGGAAUCCCGGAUCUCUGAGCUAGAGAAUUCCCUCCAAGAGGCCAAGUAUGAGGGUUCACACCUUAACGAGCUUGCCCUAAAGCACAUGGAGGCGAGACGGCUUGACCUCGAGAAGUUGAAGGGAGAGAGGCAGGCCGCAAGUGAGCUCCGGGCAAAGGUGGAUGAACAAGAGAAGACGAUCGCUGCUCAUCAAGAGGAGGUGGCCACCCUGAUUGCCCGUGCCAAAGCCCUCUACGAAGAGGGACAAUUUGACAUGCAGCAAUGCAUCUACGGGGCAGUCCACAGUGGUCUCCCAGAGAACCGCACUCUGGAUGACUUCAUCUCCUACUAUGGGUUACCUCUCCCUCUUUCUCCCCCAGCUUCUCGUGCAGACCCGGGGCCUUGACUUUAUCCCUCCUUGUUGACUGUCAUAUUUUGCCUUGUAAUUAUUUGGAUUAUGGUAAAUUGAUAACAUCCGAUGUAUUUUUGUCCAUGUAGACUCCUUUAGUAAUCUGACUGUUCUCCUUUUGG
Cuscuta campestris is the source of this 2313-nucleotide messenger RNA. Lineage: Eukaryota; Viridiplantae; Streptophyta; Magnoliopsida; Solanales; Convolvulaceae. The record is from the annotation of a GenBank genome assembly.